AUGUUUAUUGAUCCAGGUCGACAUGCGGAGGACGUCUUCGGGGAGCUGUUUAACGAGGCCAACAGCUUCUACAUGCGCAUGAACAGUUUACAAGAGCGCGUCGACCUGCUGGCGGUGAAGGUCACACAACUGGACUCCACAGUGGAGGAGGUGUCCUUACAGGACAUCAACAUGCGGAAAGCGUUCAAGAGCUCCACUAUUCAGGACCAGCAGGUGGUGUCCAGAAACUCCAUCCCCAACCCUGUCAUGAAGAUGUACCAGCGCUGUGACAAACCACCUCCUCUCAACAUCCUCACGCCAUACAGGGAUGACAAAAAAGACGGGCUCAAAUUCUAUACCGAUCCAUCCUACUUUUUUAUCCUUUGGAAGGAAAAGAUGCUGCAAGCCACAGAAAACAAGAGGAAGGAGAAACGACGGCAGAAGCAAGAGCAAAAACACACGGAGGAUCCCGCUCGCGAGGUAAAGAAAGUGCGUAAAGCUCGUAACCGGCGUCAGGAGUGGAACAUGAUGGCCUACGAUAAGGAAUUCCGUCCGGACACGCGACUAACACCGUCUCCUUACCAUAACAUGUCCUCUGAGGGAUCUCUGUCUCCAGAUAGAUCUGGCAUGUCAGAUGAACACUCGUACCCAGCGAGUCCCAGCCACCCACUGGAAGCAGCUGGGGCAGGAGCUGAUGGGAAAGACGCUGGCCCCACACAGACUCAGUCCCUGGACCGAGUGUACCGGCCCCCAGCCUCCUCCACCGCCGCUGCAGCCCGACAGCACUCUCUAGGACGCGUUCAGACCCACCACGGACCCCCACAGGCAGACUCGUCCCUCAACGGCCCCUGGCCAACAGCUGCCAAAGAUUACAGGGAUGACAAAAAAGACGGGCUCAAAUUCUAUACCGAUCCAUCCUACUUUUUUAUCCUUUGGAAGGAAAAGAUGCUGCAAGCCACAGAAAACAAGAGGAAGGAGAAACGACGGCAGAAGCAAGAGCAAAAACACACGGAGGAUCCCGCUCGCGAGGUAAAGAAAGUGCGUAAAGCUCGUAACCGGCGUCAGGAGUGGAACAUGAUGGCCUACGAUAAGGAAUUCCGUCCGGACACGCGACUAACACCGUCUCCUUACCAUAACAUGUCCUCUGAGGGAUCUCUGUCUCCAGAUAGAUCUGGCAUGUCAGAUGAACACUCGUACCCAGCGAGUCCCAGCCACCCACUGGAAGCAGCUGGGGCAGGAGCUGAUGGGAAAGACGCUGGCCCCACACAGACUCAGUCCCUGGACCGAGUGUACCGGCCCCCAGCCUCCUCCACCGCCGCUGCAGCCCGACAGCACUCUCUAGGACGCGUUCAGACCCACCACGGACCCCCACAGGCAGACUCGUCCCUCAACGGCCCCUGGCCAACAGCUGCCAAAGAUUACAGCGGCCAUCAAAUCCUGGAACAUUUCAUCCCGCCUGCCCCUCCUCCACCUCCUCCCCUCAUUCCUUCCUCCCAGACCGCCUUUGACAGCACGUCUGGACCUCAGUCACUGGCUCCGGGGACAGUGGUCUCCCUCUCACGGCCCUACAGCCCGUCUCCUCCUGCAGCUCCUCUCUCAGCCUACGCCGCUUCGCCUUCACAUGCUGUAAUGGGGGGCCCACCAGUGGCCCCGCCUCCUCCCCCUCCAGGACCCCCCACACACACCCCAUCCCCAUCCCGAAUAACACACCUGUCUGGAGAGUCUACUCUUCCCAGGAAGGGCCAGGUGUCUCUCAUCCCCAUGAGCGAUGCCCGGAGCGACCUGCUGGCUGCCAUCCGCAGAGGUAUCCAGCUUCGUAAGGUGCAAGAGCAGAGAGAGCAGGAAGCCAAGAAAGAGCCAGUGGGUAACGACGUGGCCACAAUCCUGUCCCGACGCAUCGCUGUGGAAUACAGUGAAUCAGAUGAGGACUCUGAGCCGGAGGAGAACGAGUGGUCCGAUUGAGGCUUGGGAGGAGAGAUCUGCGACCAUAAUGCUGCUAUUUUCCAUUCCUGCACAUACUACACACUCCUCAUGCGGUCAGAAGGACCUCAGAUGGGGCUACCGAGGAGAUCAUGACAGACAGAGAAGGAAGGAAACAGAAUUUGUGCGAUGCAAGGUGAAGGACACAGGGCAGGUGCAAAAAUAGACAGAUGACAAAAGAGAGUUUGGUGAGGUAAGCACAGGAACUGUUAGAAUACAGUUUGUCUCAUUAUUGUAAUGUAAAUUCAACAUGCUAGCAUUUCUUUAAGAGUCACCAAGAAAAUACUUAUUGAAAAAAAGGCGUUCUGGGAUUUUGAUUAUAUAUUUUUGGUAGCUGUCCAGAGAAUAUAGAGAAAUACUUAUCUAUCUUUUGUGGUACACGAAAAUGAUGGUCAACAGUGGUAUUAGCACUUGUAUUAUUAAUUUUAUGUUACAAAUCACUGCCACAGUAUGGUUACACAAACAAAUUUGUUGUGGUAUCUCUGGCUUGCUUCACGUGAGAUGCCCUGAGUACAGUAUGGACAAUCAGAUCAUCGCUAUAGUAUCAAAGUACAUUUCUCCUUCAAUAUCACAACUCUCCAUUAUCCAAAAUUUGUCACUUUGUUCACUUGUGGACAGUGUUGUGAUGAAUAUUCAUACUCCAAUUAAGCAGUGAGCAAAUUUCUUGAUGCUUUCAUUGUUUGCUUUUUUUUUAUUUCUUAAGGAACAGAUGUGGCCAAUAAUUUAUUACUGCUCGCAGUUUACUAAUCGUGUGUGUGUUUGUGUGUUGUGUGCCUAAAG
This is a messenger RNA of Sinocyclocheilus grahami, 2739 nucleotides long. Its product is annotated as wiskott-Aldrich syndrome protein family member 3-like. Gene Ontology annotation, biological process: actin cytoskeleton organization; positive regulation of Arp2/3 complex-mediated actin nucleation. The record is from RefSeq and is a predicted model, not a curated record. Gene Ontology annotation, molecular function: actin binding; Arp2/3 complex binding; protein kinase A regulatory subunit binding. The transcript is spliced from 10 exons. Gene Ontology annotation, cellular component: cytoskeleton; lamellipodium; SCAR complex. Lineage: Eukaryota; Metazoa; Chordata; Actinopteri; Cypriniformes; Cyprinidae. The coding region runs from base 1 to 1941 and encodes 646 amino acids.